AAACAGACGUGCUGGGAAAAAGUUUCGAUAAUAUUUUCUUAUUUUACAAAAGUUUUCAGAGUUUUUCGUGAUGUUUUGGCUUAAAAACUGCUUUAGUUUUUAUAAAUUGUGCCUUUUACUUCUAAUAAGUCAACCGUACAUACCAAAGGCACAUACAACUUUCAUAGCCCCACGGGACUUGCCUUCAUUGAUCAGUCUUAUAUUUUCAAAUAUACCAACUAUUAAUCAUGGAAUAGAUUCCAGAUUUGGUUUUGGCUAUCGUCUUGGUAAACACAUGGAUUUUCAAUUAGUAUUUGAGCUUGGUCCUCAGAACGCUACACAACCCAUUGGUGAAUCCAUUAAAAAUAAUAUUGGUCAAAAACAGUUGAGGAAUAAAAAAAUGGAAGUGGAACUGAGCCCUUUGGAAAAAAAUGCUGCCGAUUGGCUCCAGAGAUGGUCGAGUUCUUCGAAUGCUACUUCUAACGCAUAA
This is a messenger RNA of Drosophila bipectinata, 469 nucleotides long. NCBI's taxonomy places the organism in Eukaryota, Metazoa, Arthropoda, Insecta, Diptera, Drosophilidae. The record is from RefSeq and is a predicted model, not a curated record.